Molecule: messenger RNA, 2094 nt
Organism: Rhizophagus irregularis DAOM 181602=DAOM 197198
Lineage: Eukaryota; Fungi; Glomeromycota; Glomeromycetes; Glomerales; Glomeraceae
Source: RefSeq, a predicted model, not a curated record
AUUAUAUAGUAUAUAUAUUUUUUUACUCACAUGAAGAAAUGUCAAAAUUACCUUUAGAAACUAUUGAAGAGAUCCUUAGUUACAUCGAUGAAGACGAUAUAACAACUUUUCAUUCUUUAUCAUUUAUUAAUAGAACAUGGUGUAAUCUUUGUAUUCCUCAUUUAUGGAAGAAACCUUUUAACAUAAAAAAUAAUAAUAAUAAUUCAAAAAAUCUUUAUAAAAUAAUUACAAUAAUUUUAUCAUUUCUUGAUGAAGAACAAAAAUCCGUACUUAAAUUAAACGAAAAAAAAACUGGAAUAUUUUCAACAAAAAAAUUAUUAUAUAAUUAUCCUUCAUAUAUAAGACAAUUAGAUUUUAAUAAAUUAUUUUUAUUAAUAACAGAAUGGAUAAUAAAAAAUAAAAAAUAUCGAACGAAAUUUAAAGAAAAUUAUUUUAUAAAGAAUAGUGAUAAAUUUACUUUUGAUUUUUCAAUCUUUAAAGAGGAUGAAGAAGAUUAUGAAUUAAAUUUUAGUUAUAAUCGUAUUAUAGAAAGAUGUUGUUUAAAAGAUCAAGAAAAAUUGGCGUUCUUUGAAUAUAUUUUUAAAAUUAUUAUAGCGAGGAGUAAAGGAAUUAGAAAAUUAUUUGUUGAUAUAUAUCAUGAAAAUGAAGAAAUCGCUUAUACUAUACCAAAGGAUUAUUUUAAAUAUAUUUUUGAAUUAAAAGAUUUUGGAAAAUGUUUUUCUGGAUUAAAUGAAUUUUCUUGUAAAGGAAAUUUUCAUAAAACUUGGUUAAUUAAUGGAAUCAAAAAAUAUUCUCAUGAUAUAAGAAAAUUAACAAUUUAUCCUUGGAAUAGAAAUUAUAUUAAUGAUUUAAGAGUAAAAGAUUUAAAAGGUUUAUUAAAAGCUCAAAAAAAUCUUAAAUCUUUAUCAUUUUCCGUUGAUUCGGAAGUUGAAAAAAAGGUUAUAGAAUGUAUGCAAGGAAAUAUUUCGAAAACUUUGGAAUCUUUUAAUAUGAAAUAUGGUGAUUUAACGGAUAAUGAAUUAAAAUAUUUAUCAAAAUGUAAAAAAUUAAAAAAAUUAUGUUUUGAUACCGUUUAUUUUGAUGAAUCAAUUAAUAUUUUAGAUUUAUUAAAAGAAUUUAUUAAGAAUAAUGGUCAUAAUUUAAAAAAUUUUCAAUUAAGUCAAAAUAUUAUAGAUAUUAAUAAUAUUAAUAAUAAUAAUUUAGAUAUUAAUGAUAUUCUUUCUACUUUAUUAGUUUCUUGUUCUAAUUUAUCCAAUUUUUAUGUAAAUAUUGAUAAUCAAUCCGAUAUUAUUUUAUUUUUUAAGAUUUUAAGACAAUUUAAGCAUAGUUUAAAAUCCAUUAAUGUUGGUAAUUAUAAUAAUGGUAUACCAAAAUUUAAUUUUAAUUAUGAUUUUAUGUUAGAAUUUAUUGAAAUUUUUAUGUCAAUGUCGAAUAUUAUAAAUUUAGAUUUAAGUAAUUGGGAAAUUUCUUUUAAUUCUUUUAAGAUUUUUAUUGAAAAUUGUUGUCAUAGUAAGAUUUUAUUAAAAGUAUUUAAAGUAUCAUGCGUUGGUGGUUCUAAGGAGGAUUUGGAAUCUUUAAUCGAAUCUAAUGCAAAAUUAAAUUCCAGAUCAUUAGAUAAUAUUUUAAUUAUAGAGAAUGAUGAAAUUAAAAAUAUCACCAUUGUAUGGCAUUAACAAUUUUGACGACGACGUUAGACGGAGUUAAGUUAUAUUUUGACGGAGUUAAGUUAAUUUAUAAUUUUGACGAAGUUAAUUUAUAAUUUUGACGGAGUUAAUUUUUAAUUUUGACGGAGUUAAUUUAUAAUUUUGACGGAGUUAAUUUAUAAUUUUGACGGAGUUAAGUUAAUUUUUAAUUUUGACAGAGUUAAUUUAUAAUUUUGACGUCAUUAGGUUUUUAUUAUCAUUCAUUUCAUUCCAUAUUUUUAACACAAAUUUUAUCUCAUAAUUUUUUAUAUAGAAUUUUUUCAAAUCUACCAUAAAUAUUCUUAUAUUAUUAUCCAUUAGUUCUUCAAUUCUAAAUUCAUUAAAAUUUCUUGUUAAUAUUUCAUAAAUUAUUUCUUCAUAAUCAUAUUUUUUAGAAUAAAAUGAAUAAAAU